CUGCUCUCGACAGACGGCACCGCGGUUGGGAAACACUGAUCUAUACUAUAGAUCUAUAAUAUAGAUCGAGCUUUCUCUUUCUGUUUUCUCUUUCCGUUUUUUUUUCCGUUCUCUUUCUCAUCUUUUGCGAGCUGUCAGAAGACAGAAAGAGUGUGCUGACCGUCGUCGACACCCUACCCCCCGAAUAUACUCCUGGCCUGUGGGUCUGGCUCUCCACACGUAACCUUAGUCUCCGGCUACCCUGCUGCAAACUCAGUCCCAGGUACAUGGUUUCAUUCAAAAUCAUCCGACAAAUUACGCCUGUUUCAUAUCGUUUAGCAUUACCACCAGAAUAUUGUAUCUCACCCACCUUUCAUGUCUCACUACUUAAAGCCACUGGUGCUCCAAGAGGGGUGGACCACCUAGAGGAGGCUUACCAGGUGCGAGAAAACCUGAAUUCCCGACACAGGGGAAGAAUUCUUCAGUAUCUCGUGGACUGGGAGGGGUAUGGACCGGAGGAGCGGUCUCGGGUGAUGGACGUAUUCCACAUGGACUUCGUCAGUGCUUUAGUGUUGGAUGAGGAUGGAACUGGAGUGGAUACAGAGGACUUUUUUCAGACCUUAAAAGGCAACACUGUCCUCAUGGUCUUAAGGAAAGGACAGAAGUGGGCUCCACAGCAGAGACACCUUCCAGAUCAGAAGAAAGUAGAAAGGAAACAUAAUACCAAGAGUGGUCCUGGAUGUGGCUGGAAAAAGCCAAGGAAAGACGUUGCCAAACUGACCAUUGAUCUUUACAAAAACCACCCACAGGAUUUUAUUGGCUGCCUAAAUGUGCAUGCAACCUUGUAUGGAAUGUACUCUGUUUCAUAUGAUUUGCAGUGCUAUAAGGCAAAAAGAAUGCUAAGGGAAGCCUUAAAAUGGACUCUCUUCACUAUGCAGACUACUGGCCAUGUUUUAGUAGGAACUUCAUGUUAUAUUCAGCAUCUUAUUGAUGAGGACGAGAAAAUGGAGGCACAACUGAUAUCGCCUGCAUGUAUCAUCAAGCAGUUAGAACAUUAAAUUAUGGUGUUUCACGGCUUGGGCAAACUUACAAGAGAGCACUGCUUGUAGACUUAAUGCUUGAUAAGAAGCAUAUUUGUGAGUUAUUUCCUUCUGUGCGAACAGUAAAAUGUACAGUUAAACUGUGCUUAUAAUUUUAUAUUUUUCUCCUGAUAUCUCCUGUAUUUACAUACAAGUUCUUAAUUAAACAUUUCAUGUGUUAAAAUUAGAGUUGUCAAAGUUAACGAUGUUAACACAUAAAUAACUAAACGUUUCAUGUUAUUUAAUUUAAUUUGGCUUUAAAUUAUAAUUGCCAUCGUCUCAGAAUUGUUAACCCAACUCUUGCGUAUACUGUGUUUUAUUUUGUUGCAUUUAAAAAGUAAUGAAUCUAACAAUGUAACUAAACUACAAUAAAUCAAUAUAUUAGUUGUUUAAUUGUUUUAGUCAAUUGACAGCCCUAUUAAAACUUUUUAACCUUUUCACCUUGUUAAUCUUUGUCUAAAAUUGCAGAGAAUAUUGCAUGUUCUUUAACAAUGUUAACAGA
Molecule: messenger RNA, 1560 nt
Organism: Sinocyclocheilus anshuiensis
Lineage: Eukaryota; Metazoa; Chordata; Actinopteri; Cypriniformes; Cyprinidae
Product: cell death activator CIDE-3-like
Exons: 5
Coding region: 267-1037 (256 amino acids)
Biological process (GO): apoptotic process; regulation of apoptotic process
Source: RefSeq, a predicted model, not a curated record